CGUACCUUUCAUUCCAUCCCAACUUCCCAACCUCCAAACCUCUCACGUCUCUUCCUCUCUUCCUCUUCUCCUCUCUUCAUCUCCCUCCUUCCUCACGACCUCUCUCUCUCUCCCCCUAUAUAUAUACCUAUAUAUUCCUAUAUAUCCUUCAAAUUCCGCGUGCUUUUUGAGCAUUAGUGUUUCUGAUCCCUAGAACCAUGGCGUCUGUUCGUGACCUCCCGCCAAACGUUCAUAUCUCCUCCCAUCCUUGCCUCCUGGCCAAGCUCUCCCAACUCCGGUUAAAGGCAACUCCAGCAAAGGAUGUCAAGUCGCUUGUCCACGAUAUUUCCCUAAUACUAGGCUGUGAUGCCCUGGCAACUUCAACCACUUCCGUCCAAGGACCUAAGGACGAAACUCACCUGGGCUUCCCCUAUGACACCGCCACCAUAGCCCCGCAAACCAUCUCCCUCAUCCCCAUCCUCCGCUCCGGUCUCGCCAUGGUCGACGCCCUCCAAACCAUCCUCCCCGACCCGGUCCCCGUCCACCACCUCGGCCUCUACCGCGAACCCUCCACCCUCGAACCGGUCGAGUACUACAACAAUCUGCCCCAUCACAUCCCCGACCCGACCCUCAAGGCCAACUCCACCUCCGCCGCCGCCUUCGCUCCCUCCUCCACCACCGCGUCUGCCCUUGAAGCCGAGGCCGACGGCACCGGUGCCCCGUACGCGUCGAGUCUCGCCAUCAUACUCGACCCUGUCAUCGCCACCGGCGGAACGUGUGCAGCUGCCAUCCAGACGCUUAAGGAGUGGGGCGCUCGGCGCAUAGUCGUGCUGUCCAUUGUUGGGGCCACGGAGGGUGUCCGUCGCGCUGCGGAGGAGUGGCCCGAGGCGACUGAGAUUUGGCUUGCGGCUGUGGACCCGGAGUUGACGGGACAGGGGAUGAUCAAGCCCGGUUUGGGCGAUAUAGGCGAUCGUCUGUUCCUGACCAUUGGCAAGUAGUUAAGUUAUCUAGCUUUCUCUUUCGCUUGGACGAAAUGAAGCUACGCUGCACGUAUCCCGGUGCAAUGGGGAGCCCGGCAGAGAGAGAAGCAGCAUCACUAGAAGUGCAUCAGGGGUGCGGGUCGAAGAGUACGGGGGUUCAAGCCGUACCUAGUUUGUGAGAGCGAGGUAUAUUGUUAAGCGUUCGACGGCUCCUGUGCGCAGUUUGCGGACUGAGACAACGCCCGUAUAUAUCAUCUUAUUGCGACCUAUUUGAAGUCUUCACAAUCCCCGCCCUGACCAGUCAUGACAACAGUAAUAAAGUACAUUACAUUA
Molecule: messenger RNA, 1292 nt
Organism: Sodiomyces alkalinus F11
Lineage: Eukaryota; Fungi; Ascomycota; Sordariomycetes; Glomerellales; Plectosphaerellaceae
Product: PRTase-like protein
Exons: 2
Coding region: 198-977 (259 amino acids)
Source: RefSeq, a predicted model, not a curated record